Messenger RNA from Octodon degus (degu), 1597 nucleotides. It is a transcript of the gene Ankh, whose product is annotated as ANKH inorganic pyrophosphate transport regulator. Gene Ontology annotation, cellular component: membrane. Lineage: Eukaryota; Metazoa; Chordata; Mammalia; Rodentia; Octodontidae. The record is from RefSeq and is a predicted model, not a curated record. The transcript is spliced from 12 exons. Gene Ontology annotation, molecular function: phosphate transmembrane transporter activity. Gene Ontology annotation, biological process: phosphate ion transmembrane transport. The coding region runs from base 103 to 1581 and encodes 492 amino acids.
GAGGCCCGCGCCCGGCCUCGCCCGCCGCCCGCUCGCUACGCCCCCCGCAGCCCCUCGCCUCGCGGCGGCAGAUGUGCGUGGGGCCAGCCCACGGCGAGGACUAUGGUGAAAUUCCCGGCGCUCACGCACUACUGGCCCCUGAUCCGGUUCCUGGUGCCCCUGGGCAUCACCAACAUAGCCAUCGACUUCGGGGAGCAGGCCUUGAACCGGGGCAUCGCUGCCGUCAAGGAGGAUGCAGUGGAGAUGCUGGCCAGCUACGGGCUGGCGUAUUCACUGAUGAAGUUCUUCACGGGUCCCAUGAGUGACUUCAAAAACGUGGGCCUGGUGUUCGUGAACAGCAAGCGAGACAGGACCAAAGCUGUCCUGUGCAUGGUGGUGGCCGGAGCCAUCGCGGCUGUCUUUCACACUCUCAUAGCAUAUAGCGAUUUAGGCUACUACAUAAUCAAUAAGCUGCACCAUGUGGAUGAGUCGGUGGGGAGUAAGACAAGAAGGGCCUUCCUCUAUCUCGCUGCCUUCCCCUUCAUGGACGCCAUGGCGUGGACCCAUGCUGGCAUUCUCUUAAAACACAAGUACAGCUUCCUGGUGGGAUGUGCCUCCAUCUCAGAUGUCAUAGCUCAGGUUGUUUUCGUAGCCAUUUUGCUUCACAGCCACCUGGAAUGCCGGGAGCCGCUGCUCAUCCCCAUCCUCUCCCUGUACAUGGGCGCACUCGUGCGCUGCACCACCCUGUGCCUGGGCUACUACAGGAACAUCCACGACAUCAUCCCCGACAGCAGUGGGCCCGAGCUGGGGGGAGAUGCGACAGUCAGAAAGAUGCUGAGCUUCUGGUGGCCUCUGGCCCUGAUUUUGGCCACGCAGAGAAUCAGUAGGCCCAUUGUCAACCUCUUUGUGUCCCGGGACCUCGGUGGCAGUUCUGCAGCUACGGAGGCUGUGGCAAUUUUGACAGCCACAUACCCCGUGGGCCACAUGCCGUAUGGCUGGUUGACAGAAAUACGUGCUGUCUACCCUGCGUUUGACAAGAAUAACCCCAGCAACAAACUGGUGAACACAAGCAACACAGUCACCGCAGCUCACAUCAAGAGGUUCACGUUCGUGUGCAUGGCCUUGUCGCUGACGCUCUGUUUUGUGAUGUUCUGGACCCCCAACGUCUCCGAGAAGAUUCUGAUAGACAUCAUCGGAGUGGACUUCGCCUUCGCCGAGCUCUGCGUCGUUCCUCUGCGGAUCUUCUCCUUCUUCCCAGUUCCAGUCACCGUCAGGGCCCAUCUCACUGGGUGGCUGAUGACCCUGAAGAAAACCUUUGUCCUGGCACCCAGCUCCGUGCUGCGGAUCAUCGUGCUCAUCACCAGCCUCGUGGUCCUGCCCUACCUGGGGGUUCAUGGAGCCACACUAGGAGUGGGCUCCCUGCUGGCGGGCUUCGUGGGAGAGUCCACCAUGGUCGCCAUCGCAGCAUGCUAUGUCUACCGGAAGCAGAAAAAGAAGAUGGAGAAUGAGUCGGCCGUGGAGGGAGAAGACUCCGCCAUGACGGACAUGCCUCCCACUGAGGAGGUGACAGACGUCGUGGAAAUGAGAGGGGAGCGUGAAUGACUGCGGGACCCCGAGG